AUGGAAGAGAUGACUCACAGAGGCUUCUACGCUUCCAAGAAACAGUACAAGAACAAGAUCACAGCUUGGGGGCUGGACAAAAACAACAAGCGUUCCGAAGUCGAAGCCAUGCUGCGUGAGAAGCGCCGUCGCGAAUCCCUUGGUCAAUCCUGUAUCUUCGUCUCACGUGGCUGGCUCGUCGAUACCACUUCCCUCGAGCGCUUCUCCAGACGAGCCCGGAUUUCGUCUCGGAUCACCAAUACGAGGCACGAGAAUCAAGCAGAAGUCGAACUCCCGCCAGACGUCCGCUGCAUACCGCUGCCCUCCUCGCCCAACGCCAUCACCGCCCCCACCGACCUCGAAACCCUCCGCAAACUCUUCCAUUAUACCUCGGUCCUCUUCCACUCUUUCUUCGAUCGCGACUUCACCUCUAUGGUGCGUCGCGACUAUAGCAUGCUGGAUGCCGCCCACAACAUCAUGCUCGAUGCCCUGCGUGCCCUCAGCGUGCAGCAGUACACCCGUGCAGGACCCCUUCUCGACUCUGCGUUCAGCCUCUUCGAUGACAUCGUGACCUCCAACCACCCCAACGGCCUGUCCGUGGUGCUCAAAACCGUCGCGGCCUGCUACCGCCACGGCUUUGCAGACAUUGGCACACGCGUGGCCGACUAUGCGCGAGAAAUGGCGGGUGUGAGGCUUGAUGAGCGGGAUCCGCGCUGGGUACUAUAUCAGAUGUUGCCGACGUUGAAGAUGAGCGAGGCUCGAGGAAAUAAGGGGAUGGUGGUGCCCAGAGACGAGGUGGUCGGUGUCUAUGAAGUCUUUUGCCGGGAUUUAUGGCGGCGGAAAAGACCUGGUGGCGGUGUGCUGGUGCUGCUGUGGUACCCCUCUUUGUUCUGCUGGUGA
Messenger RNA from Cyphellophora europaea CBS 101466, 879 nucleotides. RefSeq lists its product as uncharacterized. Bases 1 to 879 code for a protein of 292 amino acids. The transcript is spliced from 2 exons. NCBI's taxonomy places the organism in Eukaryota, Fungi, Ascomycota, Eurotiomycetes, Chaetothyriales, Cyphellophoraceae. The record is from RefSeq and is a predicted model, not a curated record.